This is a messenger RNA of Anolis sagrei ordinatus, 1524 nucleotides long. It is a transcript of the gene C12H11orf68, whose product is annotated as chromosome 12 C11orf68 homolog. The record is from RefSeq and is a predicted model, not a curated record. NCBI's taxonomy places the organism in Eukaryota, Metazoa, Chordata, Lepidosauria, Squamata, Anolidae.
GCGUCCCGAUGAUUGUUUUCUUUCCGGCGUGUCUCCGUCACUUCCGGUUGUGCGCCUGGCAUGAAGAAGGGGCGCCCGGCCCGGAAGAGCGCCCGAAGGCCUUCCUUUCCAGAACCAUGUCCAGCCAACAUGACGACGAGGCCCAGAAAGAGGCGGCCUUUGCAGCUGAGCACUUGGCGGCUGAAUCCAUGGCGGCCGACAUGGACCCCUGGGUGGUGUUUGACGCUCGCAAGACCCCGCGGGCCGAAUUUGAGGAGUGGCUGCAGACCUACCAGCCGUCCCGCGUCUCUCGCUUCGGGGAUCCCGAGCGCAAUGCUGAGCCGGUGGGCUGGAUCGCGGUCUAUGGCCCCAGCUUCUGCCCCGAAGGAGGCGACGUGGUGGGGCUGCAGGAGGACUGGGAGCGGCUGCAGGGGAGCGGCCGCCAUAUUACUUUCGACACGGUGAAGGAGCUGGCUCUCAACCGGCGAGUGCUCACCGGCAAGUGGCUGAUGCACUUGGAUAGCGGCUUCAAGGUGGACCACGCCUGGCGCGGCAUUGCUCGGGCAGCACUUGAGGGGCGCAUCGGGGUGGCCAAAGUCAGCCCCUGCUGCCCCGACUCGGAGCGCAAGCAGGUCAUCUGUGUCUACACCGAGGACUUCACCAACGAGGAGCAGGUGCUGGUGGCCGAUGCUGUCAUCCGGGCCACCGGCAUCAAGUGCCUCUUGUCUUACAAGCCCGACGUUUACACUUACCUGGGUAUUUACCGGGACAACCGCUGGCACCUUUGCCCCACCAUCUACGAGAGCAAGUUCGACCUGGAAUGCAUCCCACGCCGCUCUCGCAUCAUCAACAAAGUCAACAACACCGAAGUAACUUAACCACCUCCUCUGAUUCUCGGGGCGGAAAGGAAUAACAAGCCCCAGCAUGCAGUGCGUAUUCACUGUCCUUUUGUCCCCUUGAGUCCGACUUCUUCAGAAACUUGGGCUGCCAAAAAGAAGUCCUUUUUGGGAAAAAUAGUAUUUCCAGAUUCUCUUAAGGAGGCAGCCUUAGGAUUUGGACGAGAGGUACGUCAUCACUUCCGUUGAGCAAUUUCUUAGCCUCUAAACAGUGUCUUCCCUGGUUUUUUCUUUUAGAGGACUUCUUGUUACGAGUGCGUCUCCACACACUUCCCCCCUUUACUUGCUUCUGGGACAAGCAGAUGCUAAAAUAUAUUACAGAAGAAUCCUUUUGAGCGCUGGAAACAGUGGGCGGCCAGCUCGGAGGUUCAAAAAUACACGCAGUUUCUAGCAACACAUAACUAUUCACCAUUUAAGAAGAAAAGCUCACAACAUGUAUUCGUUGCACAAAGUGCAAAAGCUUGUUAUGGUCUUGCUCCACCUUAAAAAGAUGAUUUUUGCCCUUUUUAUUAUUUUUGAUCACUUCCAGCCUCACUCCUUUGUUCCUUUGGAAAAAUAGCUUAUAUUUCUGUGCUCUUGAGGUUGUGGGAAGCAUCCCUUCCGCUGUAAAUAGGUUGGCAAUAAAAUAUGUUUUGUUCUUCUGGCAGAA